ACCUCCCCGCCGAGGCCGGAGGCUCUCCACGUCAGCUUACGUCUCCCAAUUUCUUACUUCACGGAUCUGCUUCAAAGGGGCAGCUGCGCUAGAGAAUCAUGUUAAGCUCAGCUAAUGCGGAGAAGCCGAGGUAGCCCUAAUGAUGGAUUUUGAUGAGCGUGUUCCUUGUUCCUCUAACAUGUAUUUGCCAAGUUGUACGUACUACGUCUCGGGUCCUGAUUUCUCCAGCCUCCCUUCUUUUCUGCCCCAGACCCCGUCUUCUCGCCCUAUGACAUACUCCUACUCCUCCAACCUGCCCCAGGUCCAACCCGUGAGAGAAGUGACCUUCAGGGAAUAUGCCAUUGAUCCCUCCAGUAAAUGGCACCCCCGGAACAACCUGCCCCACUGCUACUCCGCAGAGGAGAUCAUGCACAGAGACUGCUUGCCUUCCACCACCACCGCCAGCAUGGGCGAGGUGUUCGGCAAAAGCACCGCGAACGUCUACCACCACCCCAGCGCCAACGUCUCCUCCAAUUUCUAUAGCACGGUGGGCAGGAACGGGGUCCUGCCGCAGGCUUUCGACCAGUUUUUCGAGACGGCGUACGGCACGGCGGAGAACCCGUCCUCCGCGGACUAUCCGCCGGACAAGAGCGGCGAGAAGGCGCCCGCGGCCGCCGGGGCGACGGCGGCAACUUCAAGUUCGGAGGGCGGCUGCGGCGGGGCGGCGGCGGCGGGGAAGGAGAGGCGGAGGCGGCCGGAGAGCGGCAGCAGCCCCGAGUCAUCUUCCGGCAACAAUGAGGAGAAAUCCGGCAGCUCCAGUGGACAACGGACCCGUAAAAAGAGAUGCCCCUACACCAAAUAUCAGAUUAGAGAGCUAGAAAGGGAAUUCUUCUUCAGUGUCUACAUAAACAAAGAGAAACGCCUCCAGCUCUCCCGAAUGCUCAAUCUGACCGACCGCCAAGUAAAAAUAUGGUUUCAAAACAGAAGAAUGAAAGAAAAAAAAAUUAACAGGGACCGAUUACAAUAUUACUCAGCUAAUCCACUACUCUAAAACUCGUAGCGUUUUUCAAGACGAGAUUAAAUUCAGAUUUCGCCCUUGACAAGGUCAAGCCACGAGGUUACGUGGAGAAAGGAGGUGUGUAUCUGACGGGACUCGAAGAACCCGAGGUUUUCCAUACAUGUAAAUCUGCUCUGGACCUUCCAUGACGGUUUAUUGUUUUGUCUAUAUAUUUACGUUCCAACUGGAAUCGGUUUGAUUUUGCCACACGUGGCGUCCAUCCAUUUCCACCGCGCGCGUCACCUCCGAGCGCCCGGCCCACGCUUCUCACCUUCUGGGGCACCGCGUUGGGCAGCACCGGGAGGGGACGGGGUUGUCCCCGUGUCCCGCUGCCCCCUCGGAGCGUGGCGUGGGUACCGGCACCGCGAGCGGCCGCAGCCAGGACGCAAAUUUUGGGAAAUGAUCUCUCGUCUUUCCCGGAAGGAAAAUGUCUGUGGUUGAGGCAGUGCGCCAUUGCCCAUGGGUUUGAAAGGGGAAUUAAGGGAGGGGGGAGAGAAGUAAAAGGGAGGGGAGAGGGGGGUGACAUGCCUACACCUUCACGAGGCCGGCCAAGAGCAGUAGUAACAUGGAUGUAGCGAUGGGUAUGAUAGUGUUUCCUUUGGGGUGGGAGGAAGCGGGGAUGGGGGUGGGAAGAGAAAGAAAUGAAAGACUGAAAUAUUGACUUUAAAAAGAAAAAUCAGGUAUAAAUUUGCCAUACAUCGCAAAGAAACAAUCACUGAAAAGAAAAAGGAAAAACAAAACAAAACAAAGAUCUCUCAAAUUGUAACUAGCUCUCAUUCUAUUUAUGACAACGGCCUGUGCGUUGCCAUCUUUUUGGAGACAAAUCAUAUUAAAAUGCUAAAAAUAAACAGUUAAAAAAAAAAAAAAAAGUGUGAAUUUCAGCGUUUUAAAAGAAAAAAAAUACGGAGAGGAAACUGACCUUCUGGCUUCUGGCUCGCAAACUUUCUUCAGGAAAUACCUGUGGAGAACGACAGUUUAGCAAAUACCACACAACACUUAAUUGAAACUUGGAGUUGUGCAAUGCGCUAACGUUGGAUCAUUAAAAUAACUCAACGCAUGCUCUUGUAAAGGUGACCAGUGAGGAGUUUAAUCAGAAGCCAAACAGUGUAAAUACGGUCAUUUUGUUGUCGUCUACUUUAAAUGUCAUGAGCUCUACUUUGUCGCCCAGCCGACGUAUGCAAAGAACGGAGAGUUGUUCGGAGUUAUUU
Messenger RNA from Phasianus colchicus (ring-necked pheasant), 2244 nucleotides. It is a transcript of the gene HOXA11, whose product is annotated as homeobox A11. The record is from RefSeq and is a predicted model, not a curated record. Gene Ontology annotation, biological process: anatomical structure development; regulation of transcription by RNA polymerase II. Lineage: Eukaryota; Metazoa; Chordata; Aves; Galliformes; Phasianidae. Gene Ontology annotation, cellular component: nucleus. Gene Ontology annotation, molecular function: RNA polymerase II cis-regulatory region sequence-specific DNA binding; DNA-binding transcription factor activity, RNA polymerase II-specific.